CCCUUCCACGUCGUGUUCAUUCUGUGGUUCCGCUGAUGAAACUGCGUCUCAUUUUUUCUUCAGUUGUUAUCACAAAGCCGCGCUGUGGACAAUGGCUCUCCAUAAGUUUUUUCCUGAGUUAUCCUGCUCGCUUACUCAAAUUGAACAGUCAAUGCUAACCAUUGCAGUAUCUCAUAUAAACACUACACCCGAUACUCUCAGCUCAAUUGUCUCAAGUAUCUCGCUUUUAUCGCUGUUCGGCUGCACUCUUCAAGUCAUAUGGCAAUCACAUUGGCAAAAGGUAUUUUACGAUACACAUUUCACUUGUCAAACGAUGCCCGCUUCUCUUGAACAAAUGGUAUUCCGCUUACGCCAUGAAAACAGCUACACUUUUGAUUAAGGAACUUUAAUUCUCACUAAACACUACUCACCAUUUGCAUAUUUCAAAAAAAAAUC
Molecule: messenger RNA, 435 nt
Organism: Rhizopus microsporus ATCC 52813
Lineage: Eukaryota; Fungi; Mucoromycota; Mucoromycetes; Mucorales; Rhizopodaceae
Exons: 1
Source: RefSeq, a predicted model, not a curated record